Molecule: messenger RNA, 1709 nt
Organism: Astyanax mexicanus (Mexican tetra)
Lineage: Eukaryota; Metazoa; Chordata; Actinopteri; Characiformes; Acestrorhamphidae
Gene: en1b
Product: engrailed homeobox 1b
Exons: 2
Coding region: 361-1221 (286 amino acids)
Biological process (GO): neuron differentiation; multicellular organism development; regulation of transcription by RNA polymerase II
Cellular component (GO): nucleus
Molecular function (GO): DNA-binding transcription factor activity, RNA polymerase II-specific; RNA polymerase II cis-regulatory region sequence-specific DNA binding
Source: RefSeq, a predicted model, not a curated record
AAAAAAGUGCGCAGAAGAAGGAGGAGCGGAUUUAGAGGAGUUUGGGGAGUGCGAGCUGUCACACCGGGGCCGCGAGGCAGGGACGGCGGAGCAGCGCGCGAUGUGACUGUGCGAGUAACGGGAAUACCGGGCCCGUGAUCUGAGCACAUGCAGCACCUGCCUGAUCCGCAGGUACUUCAUACACCUACUUCAUCCCGCAUCCUUCCGUUAAUUAAACUACUAAACGGACAGCCGUAAACUGUUGAUGUUGAUGUUUGUUCCGUCGCUUCCCGGAUAAACAGCAAACUUCCUGCAACAAGUGGAAUUCCCUCUUUUUUCGCUCUUGUUUUGAAACCGCGUGGGUUGCGCGCGAGCCCCGCUAUGGAGGAGCAAAAGGACCAAAUCGGGCGCGACUCAAGCGAGGCUGAGCGCGCGGCGCCCUCCCCCCCGGUGCUGCCCCACCAGGCAGCGCAGCAGCUCCACCGGACCACCAACUUUUUCAUAGACAACAUCCUGAGGCCGGAUUUCGGCUGCAGGAAAGAGCUCGCGGCGCGGGAGCGCGAGCGGGAGAGGGAAAGGGAGCGCGCGCACAACGCGGGCCGCGAGAACGUCAACCCUCUGGCCGCGAGGCCGACGCAUACGGGCGGCCUUCUUCGCCACGACGCCAGCGGAGGCAGCGAUUGCUCGUCGUCUUCGUCAUCCUCUUCCUCCUCGUCGCCGUCGUCAUCGUCGCCAUCCUCCAAGACGUCGUCUGCCAAACUGGGUACGGAUGGAAACGGAAGCACGACAGCCAAGUACGGGGAGCACGCGCCCAUAAUGGAAGUGAACGGGAACGGGGGGACCCCGCCAGCCAAAGAGUCGCAGCCGUUACUGUGGCCAGCGUGGGUUUAUUGUACCCGGUACUCGGAUAGACCGUCAUCCGGCCCGAGGACGCGCAAACUGAAGAAAAAGAAGAGUGAAAAGGAGGACAAGCGGCCACGGACGGCCUUCACGGCCGAGCAGCUGCAGAGACUCAAGGCCGAGUUCCAGGCCAACCGCUACAUCACGGAGCAGAGGAGGCAAUCACUGGCCCAGGAACUGAACCUCAACGAAUCCCAGAUAAAAAUCUGGUUCCAGAACAAAAGGGCCAAAAUCAAAAAAGCCACUGGUUUUAAGAACGGCCUUGCCCUGCAGCUCAUGGCCCAAGGACUCUACAACCAUUCCACCACCACGGUUCAAGACGAGAAAGAGGAUAGCGAGUGACCACAAGGCCUCUCGGUUCUUCGUUCUAUAAUGCCUAGAGACGCUGACCCAAAGCGACCUGGUUGUUGUUGUUUUUAAUUUUCCAUAUCCUUUGUGCAACAAAUGUAUGGAUAAGAGAACUCUUGACCUUCUCAAGAGACCCUAUUUAAACAGAUCUAUCAUAGGCUACAAUAUACGGCCAUACACCUAAAUACGAACACUACGGAGAUUUAUAUAUAUAGCCCAAAACUGUAAGAUGUAUAUAUUUAAAUUCAGGUAGGGGGUCUCCUUACUUGCUGGACGUUUAUAUCGUUUCACCCCCACCUUCCUGAUGUUGUCGCUCACAAUCCCAGUAGUUUUUGUGAUACCCCUCCUGUCUCUAAAACUCGAAAAAUCUAUCUCACCAAUCCACACAUGCGUGACUGACUGAACUGAACGCUUCAAGCCAAAGAUUUUAAUAUGUUUAGAGAUUAUGUUGUCUGAAAUAAUAAAAAAGGUAGAAUGUGCAA